AUGAAGUUUAAGAUAAAUUUUACUCAAUAUUCUGAAGAUAUACACGAUUUAUACAUUUAUCAUUCAGUCUCUGUACCACACAACUUCUCAGGAAUUCCAGAAUAUACUCACAAAGAUGUUUUAGGCGAGAAAAUUUACAUGAUCAAGUUUAAUUCAGGAUAUGUAAUAGAAACAUUCAUGAUAUUGCCACCAAUUCAAUUACAUGAACCUUUAGGAUUAAAUUCUGAGUUUAAAAGUUUAUUUUUCAAUGAUAAUGAAGUAAAAUUCUUAUUUUCUACCACAAAUGAGUGGCACAUUAGUGUUACAUGGGAUAUUUCAUAUGGAGAAAUGAAUAUGAAUGAUGAGAAAGCAUGCCAUGUUAAAAAUCACACUCAUCAUACUUUAUUCUGUAAUUGGCCACCCCAAAAUAUGAAUCCAAGUAAGAAUGGAACAGUAUACAUCCAUAACGGAUAUUGGCUUGACCAAUUUCAGCAUUCUCUUGACCACGGAAUUCCAUCUAUGUCAACAGCGAUGAUUUCUAAUGAUAUUGAUCCAAAAACAACAACUUUGAUGACAACAUCUUGUAAUAAAUAUAUGGAUAUGAUCAUAUCUAAAGUCGGAUUUAGUUAUUCAGAAAAUUGUAAAAAUUCUUCAGAAAAAGUGUCAGCAAAGCGAUUAAUUGUUGUGGCAGUGAUGAGGAGCACGCAUACAUUAUUUUAUAGUUGGUAUUACGAUAAAAUGAAGUUUCCUGACAUGAAAAGGGACAAAAUAAUAAUUUUUCCAAGAAAAAGAAAAGGAUCGAAACAAUCAAGGAAUGAUAGAAUUGUAUUUAACUUGGUAGAUAUAAAGAAAUCAUUAGAAGACAGAUUUGGCCAAGAAAAUGUGUUUCAGAUUGAUAAUGGAUGUCAAAAUCUCAGUUUUUGCUUGGAUUUGCUUCCGAAAACUAAGUAUAUAAUUGGACCACACGGAGGAGCACUUUACAACGCUUUCUUUGCUGGAAAAGAUGUAAAUAUCAUUGAAUUGCUUCCGAUUAGGAAAAAUGGACAAUAUCCAGCAGCAAAUAACAAAUACUGGGCACCAAACUCUGUUAUUACUUUCGCUCAGAUGGCUUCACAGAAAAUUUACAGAUAUUAUACUUUUUCUAAUGAAAUUAAUUAUCUUAUGAACGUAACAGACUUUUUGAAUUGGUUUUAUAAUUCAACUAAUAAUAAUAAUAUAUAA
Messenger RNA from Trichomonas vaginalis G3, 1200 nucleotides. Its product is annotated as glycosyltransferase family. Bases 1 to 1200 code for a protein of 399 amino acids. Gene Ontology annotation, molecular function: glycosyltransferase activity. The record is from RefSeq and is a predicted model, not a curated record. The transcript has a single exon. Lineage: Eukaryota; Parabasalia; Trichomonadida; Trichomonadidae.